UAGUGUAUUACAUACAGUGAAUAACAUAUUUGAAUAUAAUUUAGUAGUAGAAAAUUAAAUAUGGACGGGAAUAAAAGAAAAAGUGAGUCCGAUCUAAGUACCAAGGAAGCUAAUAUAAAUGAAGUCUUGAAUAAUCAAGAUGCGUCGACGGAAGUCUUUGAAGCGGUUAAAGGGCUUGAUGCCAACCGGUACGCUACGAAGAAGACUGUCGCGCAAGGAAUGCUAGACAUUGCCCUGCUAACAUCAAAUGCUUCUCAACUCAAAUAUGUGCUCCAAGUUGGUUCUAAGCAUGAAUUUUAUAUGCUAUUAGUUGUCCUUAUAUCCAUCUCUAUAGUUUUACAGGUGAGUGCGGGAGUCCUGGCCUUAGUCAUAUCGGCUUUGAAUGGAGAUCAUACUGUUAAACAGAAGAAAAUAGCAGAUUGGCUUUAUCAUAUAUCAGUUGGUAUGAUGACCUGUGUAGUGUUCUGUGACGUCAUCAAAAUGACAUUUGGCCUUGAUCCUGCACUCUCCGAACAAGAUUAUUUUAGCAAUAUUUAAUUAUUUAGUUAUUGAGCAAAGGUAUAAUAUGUAUUAUUUUUUGGCCUUUCACUUAUUAUUUUCAUGUUUUGCUUUUUUUUAGGUUAUUUCAGCAGUAGCAUCUGCAAUUCUCGCUAUAAUUUUUGAUAUCAACCACGAGCAGCAGCAACGCAAAGCAGACAUGUUGAAUAAUUUAUCAUUAAUGUUUAAAGCUAUAGGCAGUACACUUAACGUCAUCAUUUGUAUUUUCUACUCAAUA
Messenger RNA from Nymphalis io (European peacock), 775 nucleotides. RefSeq names its product ninjurin-1. Gene Ontology annotation, biological process: tissue regeneration; cell adhesion. Lineage: Eukaryota; Metazoa; Arthropoda; Insecta; Lepidoptera; Nymphalidae. The transcript has 3 exons. The coding region runs from base 61 to 537 and encodes 158 amino acids. Gene Ontology annotation, cellular component: membrane. The record is from RefSeq and is a predicted model, not a curated record.